AUGUUUCGUCCGCAGAUUAGGCGGAAUGUGGAAGUCUAUGUAGAUGACAUGCUGGUGAAAAGUCAGGAUGAAGGAAGACAUCUAGACGACCUGCAGGAGACAUUUGAGACAUUGAGGCAGUAUCACAUGAAGCUGAAUCCUAGCAAAUGUGCCUUUGGAGUAUCAUCAGGGAAAUUCCUUGGCUUUAUGGUAUCCCACAGGGGAAUUGAAGCGAAUCCAGAUAAAAUCCAAGCAAUAUUGGACAUGAAGCCACCACAAAAUACCAAGGAAAUCCAAUCCCUCACUGGACGAGUCGCUGCGCUUAACAGAGCUUUUGAAGAUUUGAAGGUAUACCUUACCAUGGCACCGCUGCUGAGUCCAUCAGUGGAAGGAGAGAAACUAUAUUUGUACCUAGCAGUAACCCCGCAUGCCGUGAGCUCAGCAUUGAUAAGAGAGGAAGAUAAAGUGCAAAGACCUGUGUACUAUACAAGCAAGGCAUUGAAAGGAGCAGAAGGACAGUAUCCACAAAUGGAGAAGUUGGCCUUCGCACUAAUCACAGCUUCAAGGAAGCUGAGGCAUUAUUUCCAAGCACAUGUCAUUAAUGUUAUGACUGAUCAUCCGCUCAAAAAGGCAAUGAAUAGACUGGAAGCUGCAGGACGAUUAAUCCAGUGGGCUGUGGAGCUAAGUGAGUUCGAUAUCAGGUAUCAACCACGGCAAGCCAUAAAAGCUCAAGCCCUAGCAGAUUUUAUUGCGGAGUUUACCCCAAGUCAUAAUGAGACAGAAGACAGUAAGAGAUGGAUCGUCCACGUGGAUGGUUCGUCUACACGGCAUGCAGGAGGAAUUGGUGUGGUUCUGCAGUCCCCAGAAGGAGAUAAAUUGAAACAUAAAGUCCGUCUACAGUACCAAGCGACAAACAAUGAAGUCGAAUAUGAAGCCCUCCUCAAAGGGCUAGAAUUGGCAAAGUCUGUGGAAGCCAAGUCCAUAUGUGUCAUGGGGGAUUCCCAACUGAUCAUGGGGCAAGUGAAUGGGACGUAUGAAGCGAAGGAAGAACGAAUGAAGAAAUACCUCGGUAGGGUGAUGCGCCUUGUGAAAAGGUUUGAAAAAGCUGACUUCGUUCAAAUCCCAAGGGAGGAGAACGUGGAAGCUGAUACUAUAGCAAAAGAGGCCUCAGCAGAUGAAUCAUUAGAGAAGUCAGAUGAAGUUCAAUAUGUGCCAAGUAUAGAUGUCCAGGAAGUACAGCAGGUGGAUAACACAGAAAAUUGGAUGACUCCCAUUAUAUCAUACUUGAAAGAUGGACGACUGCCAGAAGAGAAGGACGAGGCCAGAAAAGUGAGGGUGAGAUCAGCUAGAUACGUCCUCAUGAAUGAAGUGCUAUACAAGAGGGGUUUCUCUCAACCUUACCUUAGAUGCUUAGCUCCGGACGAAGCAAACUACGUGCUGAGAGAAGUUCAUGAAGGGGCAUGUGGCAAUCAUUCAGGAGAAAGAUCACUUGUCCACAAGGUCGUCCGUGCAGGGUAUUAUUGGCCGAACAUGCAAGCUGAUGCUAAAGCAUACGUUAAGGUCUGCGACCAGUGCCAGCGAUUUAGCAACGUCCCCAGGCAACCAUCAGAAUACCUCACCCCAAUGGUGGCACCGUGGCCCUUCGCACAAUGGGGACUGGACAUUUUGGGUCCCUUCCCUUUGGGAGUAAGGCAGAUGAAGUUUCUAGUGGUGGGCAUCGAUUACUUCACCAAAUGGGGAGUAUGGCCAGAUGAAUUACCAGGAGUUUUAUGGGCAUAUAGAACCACAGUGAGGACACCUACAGGAGAGACUCCUUUCAAGCUAGCCUAUGGAAGUGAUGCAGUCAUACCUGCAGAAGUACAUAUGGCUAAUCACAAGGUGAUGAUGUACCAAGACAAGGAUAAUGAGGAUCAGCUUCGUCUGAACCUCGAUCUAAUAGACGAGGUGAGGACAAACGCAGAACACAGGGCAGCAAAGUAUAAGAACCUCAUGGCUAAGCAGUAUGAUGCGAUGGUGAAGCCUAGGCGUUUCAACAUUGGAGAUCUCGUCCUGAGAAAGUUGUGUUAG
Messenger RNA from Quercus lobata, 2046 nucleotides. RefSeq lists its product as uncharacterized. The record is from RefSeq and is a predicted model, not a curated record. The coding region runs from base 1 to 2046 and encodes 681 amino acids. NCBI's taxonomy places the organism in Eukaryota, Viridiplantae, Streptophyta, Magnoliopsida, Fagales, Fagaceae. The transcript is spliced from 4 exons. Gene Ontology annotation, molecular function: nucleic acid binding; RNA-DNA hybrid ribonuclease activity.